Molecule: messenger RNA, 654 nt
Organism: Symbiodinium natans
Lineage: Eukaryota; Dinophyceae; Suessiales; Symbiodiniaceae
Source: the annotation of a GenBank genome assembly
AUGCUCGUUUCCGCCUCUGGUGUGAAAGAGCCUCGAAGCAUGUGCUGGGGCGGAAACGAAGACGUGGCAGGGAUGUUGGAAGCUGGGCUGUACUUUGCAUCGAACGAGCACAGGGAGCGGACAGGCAACGAGAAGCUCGCGAGACUGGAGGAAAAAAUGGAGACGGUGGUCGAUUGGGCCAAGUGCGGCUACGUCGAUUUUAGCAAGUUUGAUUUUACCCCAGUGCUGGACGAGAACCCUGGACGCAGCCAGGAUGAUGUGCAGCUUUUCCUGUUGCAUGACAUGGUGACAGCGUUGGCGUUGACCUUCGCUGAGGAUUCGCAGCAGCGAGACGCUACAUUCCGAAAGCGCACGGGCCAUUACACAGCGCCUGGACGAGAGCUUCGUGCUGAUCAGUUCCCUCCUCUGCGAACGGAAGGGUCGCAAUGUGAAAGCUCACACAAGUCACUCCUGGGGAUACUUCCUCCGGGGUUCAACAAGGCAGCACCCUCGAGAGAUUAUCCAGCCAAGCAGAGGAGAAGGCCACCCCCUUGCCGCCCCCUUGCCGCCCCCGAGCCGAGUCGUAGGAGUAGGGGCGACCAGGACACCAAAGUGGAGAAGCUAAGCGAAAGAGUCCAAGCAUCCGAAGAGAUGCUCCAGCAGGCGGUGGGCUGA